ACAAUAAAAACUGACAGUGCAACAGAAAGGAGAAAGAAAUGGCAACAAAACCUCAGUCUGUGGCAGGAGCUGGAGCUGCAAAACCUGGCGCAGCAUCUGCAAGCAGUCAGUCCACAACUCAGGAAUAUGUUGUGAGAGUUUCAAACAACACUUCCAAGAAGCACAGUAUGAUCAAGUUCUCCACUGGAACUGAAGUUGACUUCCUCAAACUCACAAAUACUACUGUGAGAAUGGAAAGGGAAAACAAUUUGAGAGAAUAUAAAACUGCCCAUAAUUUAGACAUGAUGCCGAAAUUUGGUGCUGGAAGUGAGUAUGGCCGUGAACAGAAGGAGGAGGCUAGAAGAAAAAAGUUUGGAAUAAAUAUCAAGAAAUAUAAUCCUGAUGCACAGCCAUGGCUAAUGAAAGUUGGAAAAGGCAAAGAUGCUAAAAGAUUUAAAGGUGUGAGGGAAGGAACGAUCACACAGAAUACAUCAUAUUAUAUAUUCACACAAAGUCCAGAUGGAGCAUUCGAUGCCUUCCCUAUAGAAGAAUGGUACAACUUCCAACCUGUAGUUCAGUAUAAAUAUCUCAACUCGGAGGAGGCAGAGGAGGAAUUUCUAAAGCGGGACAAGAGGAUGAACAUGUUUUCCAUUAUGAAGAGGAUAAAGAAAGACGAUGAUACCGCAGAUCCUGAUGCUGAUGAGAAGAAAGUCAAGAAAAAGAAAGAUAGGAGUUUGAUAUUGACUGACAUGGAGGAAUGGGGUUUCGAUGAAGAUGAUGAUGACGAUGAUGAUGAUGAUGACGACGAAGAGGGAGAGAAAAAGCCAAAGAAGAAAGAAAAAAAAGAUACAAAGAAGAAAGGAAGGAAGGUUGCAAAACUAAAUGACAAUGACGAGGCUGUAGAAGAUAGUGACGAGGGAGAUUUUGAUGACAGAGAACUAGAUUAUAUUUCAGAUUCUGGAAGUGAAUCAGAACUAGAUGAGAAAGAGAAAGAUGCCAAGUACGAUACACAGGGUGUAGAUCAGGAACGUGGACUGAAGAAACUGAUCGACUCAGAGGAAGAGAGCAGCGAGGAGGAGGGAGAAAAUAAAGAAGAAGAGGAGAACGAGGAGGGAGAGGCUGACGAGGGAGGGGGAGAGGGAGGUGGUGGCGGCAAAGAGAAAAAAGUGAAGAAAGAAAAGAAGGAGAAAAGUAAAGAUGGUGGAGAUGACAGUGACAGUAGCAGUUCCUCCUCGGACAGCGAGGACUCGGAUAUAGACAAGAAUGAGGAUAAGUUCUCAUCUGUUCUCUUUAUGCAAAAAAGGAAAGGUGGAUCAAGAUCUAACACUCCAACAUUUGACAAAUCAGCUGAUAGUAAGGUAGAUGUCAAGACAGAGGUCAAAUCAGAUGGUGUAAAGAGGAAGAUGGAGGGUGAAGAUACGACAGACUCACAGAAGAAACCUAGAACUGAAUCUCCCGUUGUGCCGUCUGCUUCCAGCGCAUCAUUGUCUAGUGGUGAGAUAACGGAGGAAGCUAUCAGACGGUAUCUGUCUCGUAAACCCAUGACAGCUAAAGAACUUGUACAGAAAUUCAAAUCAAAGAAACCGCAGAUGUCGAAAGAUCAGAUGACUCAACGUAUUGGACAGUUAUUGAAGAAAAUCAAUCCGGAGAGAAAAUAUGUGAACAAUGUGUUGUAUUUAUCUUUAAAGAAAUCAGAUUGAUGAUGUCUUCAUUCCAUAAUGCCUGCUGUUUAGUACUGGUUGUAUAAAAAAGUGAAUUUGAUUGAAAGAUAUCUCAGGGAUAUCUAUAAAUGACUGGAUGCUGUAUCUAGUUAUUGUUUGAGUUGUAGGCCGUGUCCUAGUAACACUUACCCUGCUAAAUUUCUAUACUGAACUUGUCCAUCUUUCAAUCUGGACAGUACCAUUAACUGUUAAAAGGGGUGCUACUGUAAAAUCUGGUAAAUAAGCGUAUACGCUUAUAAUAAUUUUAGUGGCACUUUUAUGCGCCUAUUUUUGAUAUGUGCUUAUACUUAAGCCAAAACUAUGGGCUUAUAUUUGAUAUGUGCUUAUAGACAAGCCGUGUGCGCCUAUUUUUGAUAUAUUAGAAAAAUUGACAGUGCUUACCUUAGUUGAGAAAACGAAAGUAAAACAUGGUCAUGGACGUGCACAGUGAACUACUUCCUUCUAUUGCAUACAGUAUUUAUACAUAAUGAAAGCAUAAUUGAUCAUAUAUAAUUUCCAGAUAAUGUUCAAUCUCCUGCACCAUUCAAUCACUGUUCAACACUAAGAUUGUAACAUUUUAUCCAUAUUGCUUUCACACACUUACAAAAGAAUGACAAACUGUUAUGACAACGCAAACAACUUUUCUGGUAUUCAAACUUAUUUUCAUUUACUGAAAACAUUUUCUAUUCAAAAAGCAUGAUUAUCGUAAACAAUUAUCAUUUUAUCAGUUAAUAAACUUUAAAAUCUUUUAACACCCAUCGGCUAUUCAACAGGUAAGAACACUUGUCACCUGUAUUUAUGAUUAACAAUGAUCAGGGUAUAAUACCGUAAUUACGUAUUUUUGCUGCAUCUGUUGUUUGUUUACCAGUAAUCGGAUAUGCGCCUACUUUCGAGACAAAAUUAUGGUAAGAGCAUGACAUGCGCUUAUUAUCCCAUAUGGAAUAACGGUAAGGCCGUAUGCGCUUACUUUUGAUAUGCGCUUAUAUUCGAAUAUGCGCUUAUUUACCAGAUUCUGCAGUAUCAAAAAGAUACUAACUGAAUAGCGAACAGUGCAGAUCAUGAUCAGACUGCACAUAUGUGCAUGGUGAUCUUAAUCUGUACUGGUCGCAAAGGCAGAAACACUUGCUGCCAGCAGGUUAAGGGUUAACUAAAUGAGGCACUGUAAUUUUAAUGUUAACUUGUGGCAUAUAUUGGUUGCUGGAAUAGCUUGUUAUGGAGAAGUAUCAUGUUUGAUUGAGGAUUAUUCUUAACCUUUAAGCCUGCUAAAUUCCUAAAAUGGACUGGUCUAUCAUUCAAUUUGGGCAAUACCAUUUAUUAUUCAAAGGGAUGUUCACAGAAAAUUUACCGACUGAAUAGCGAACAGUGCAAAAGAUGAUCAUGCUAGUAGCCUAAAGGUUAAAAUGGUUAAUUUUGGGAAUUUAUAAUUUGAGCGUGACAUAAUUGUUCAGCAUUGCUCAGGGAGGGAAACAGAUAUACGUGUAUGUUGAGUACAGAAUGUGGAUUUUGAAUCCUGAUUUUUGUGUCCGAUCUCUUGAUAUUACUGAUUAUUGGAAUACUAAAUGUCUACUCUAACAUGUUUAUAAACAUUUAUGUAUGUAUGACCCACCUCAUAGAGUCAGUGGAUCUGAUGAAAUGAGAAUUUGUCAAACAGUUGAUUAUUUCUUGCCUGGCUAUUUAACAUUUUUAUUCACAUCACGUACAUGUACUUUUGAAAAGUCUGAUUGUAAGUUUAUUGAAUGUGUGAAAGAUAUUCAUUUAAUCAUUUUGUGGGCCUUAAAGGCCUUCAUCAUUCCAUGUGUUUACUCUAGGUCAUUUUUGCAUUUUGUUAUGUUGAAAACUAAUGCAGGACAUGUUGCUAGAAAUCAUUUAGUGCAGCAGAUAAUGUGAAUUUAUGGUAAGAAAUAUUUCAGUGAGAGAAAAGAGUGUUUUAAAUCUACAGAAAAACUUGUUACACUACUGCAUUACGGUAUAUUGUGCUCAGUAUUUUCAAAUAGUUCUGUGCUAUUGAAAAGUAAAAUAGAUUUCUAUAGAGUUACCAGUUAUGCAGUCACAAUAUCAAACAACCUUGAAAUUUGAUGAUAAAUGCUUUUUUUUGUUUCUGUGUGGUCAAAGUUGCUUUACAAGUAAGAGGGCAACUUUUGCCUCCCACCGGUUCUUUAAAAGUGAUGGGUACUGCUGUAACAUGCAUUGUUGUUGAAAUAUGAAAAGUGCUAGUUUUGUGCAAUAGAUCACAGAAGUAAAUGAUAAAAAUGACAAGAA
Mercenaria mercenaria is the source of this 3938-nucleotide messenger RNA. RefSeq names its product general transcription factor IIF subunit 1-like. The coding region runs from base 39 to 1679 and encodes 546 amino acids. Gene Ontology annotation, cellular component: nucleus; transcription factor TFIIF complex. Gene Ontology annotation, biological process: positive regulation of transcription elongation by RNA polymerase II; transcription initiation at RNA polymerase II promoter. Gene Ontology annotation, molecular function: DNA binding; RNA polymerase II general transcription initiation factor activity; TFIIF-class transcription factor complex binding. The record is from RefSeq and is a predicted model, not a curated record. Lineage: Eukaryota; Metazoa; Mollusca; Bivalvia; Venerida; Veneridae. The transcript is spliced from 12 exons.